Lepisosteus oculatus (spotted gar) is the source of this 1777-nucleotide messenger RNA. It is a transcript of the gene drc5, whose product is annotated as t-complex-associated-testis-expressed 1. Gene Ontology annotation, molecular function: protein binding. The record is from RefSeq and is a predicted model, not a curated record. Gene Ontology annotation, biological process: microtubule-based movement. Lineage: Eukaryota; Metazoa; Chordata; Actinopteri; Semionotiformes; Lepisosteidae.
UUACCAUGGAUACAGUAAAUAAACAAGACAGAAGAAGUACCAGUAAGAAGACAGGAUUGUAAACAUCUAGGGCAUACAGGAAGAUGCCGGAUAUCAUGGACAUCCAAAGCAAGGCAGCAGCCAGUCCUGGCACAAAGCCACGCAUUUAUCCGCCAGUGGCCAAACUCAAUCCUGUUGCUGACCCACGGAAAAUGAGAAGGAUCAUUGCGGAGGACCCAGAAUGGUCUCUAGCUGUAGUUCCCCUUCUUAAAAACCUGUGCCUACAACAUAUCGUUAAAAACUUCCAUAAUAAUCCAAUUCUUGACAAACUUCUUCCCAGUCACAAAGCCCAAGUGCUGGAAAGGCUGUCCACCAGCCUGCCUUUACAAGUGACAGCCAACCUGAUAAGCGAUGAGGGGUAUUGGUUGAGGUGUUGCACAGAACGCUGGGGCGUCAGUGACGUUUCUUGUUACGGACAGAGCUGGAAAAGGAUGUUCUUUGAACGUCAUUUGCAGAACAUGAUUGAGCUCUUUAUCCCUGAUGUGACAGACCCACAAAUGAUCCUGGAUAUGGUCCCCCUUUGCAGGAAUUAUGUGCGAAAGAUAGAGAUAUCCCAGCUGUUACCACCUGUCCGGGAGCCACAAAAUGAGGAUGAUGAUGCCUCUGAUACAGCCAGUGACACUGGUUUUGACGGUCCUUCCAUGGAUCAUUUUGACUUCGGCAUUCUCCUAGACAAGCUCAGUCAUCUGGAAGAGCUGCAUGUGGUGUAUGGAGUCAAGGGAUGUGGGAUGAACUUUGAAUGGAACCUGUUUGAAUUUACCUAUCGGGACUGCCAGUCCCUUGCUAAAGCUUUAAAGUCUUGCAAAUCUUUGAAGGUCUUCAGAAUACAUGAGAGCAAGGUAGAUGAUGAAAAAGCCCGAGUGCUUAUUCACAGCUUACUGGAUCACCCCUCCUUGAAGGAGCUGGACCUUUCUCACAACUUAAUUGGGGACAGAGGGGCAAGGGCUAUAGGCAAACUGAUCAAUAGAAGCCAGCUGGAAAAGCUCAUUGUUUACAACAACAAAAUCAGAGGUCCAGGAGCACAGGCAAUUGCAUAUGCACUGUCCAAAAAUGCCACCCUGCUGUCUUUAAACCUCAGACUGAAUCGCACUGGAGAUGAAGGGGGACAGUCCAUUGCUCAGGCUCUUCUAAAGAAUACCACCCUUGUAAGCUUGCAUCUGGGUAGCAAUGAGCUGACAGAGCCCACAGCCUCUGUUCUGUCUCAGGUUCUUGUUCAGAAUACAACCCUGAGAAGCAUCAACCUUUCAUGCAACAGACUAGGAGCAGAUGGGGGCAAACUACUGGAAGAGGGCAUGUCUCACAACACUACUGUGGUGGAGUGUGAUAUACGCCUAACAGAAGUGGGGCAGGAGAGUGAAUACUGUAUCAGCCAGAUCCUUAGAGGCAACCAAGAGAAGGCACGCAAGAGACACCUUCAGGAAUCUAGAGCAAAUAAAUAGAUCCUCAUAUGUACAGUUUUCACAUGAGUACUUUGACAUUUAGAAUGCCUUUGAAAACAUUUUGAAUAUAGUUUAUUAAAUUAAGUUUUGCAUGCAUGAAGUACUUCAGCAAAAAGUGUUAUUAACAGAUCAAGAUACUUUUUAAAUGUUUAUGUUUGAUGUUUGUUUUCAUUCAAACAAAAAUAAAAAAAAACAUAUCAAUGCUUUUCUAUAAUAUAACUGCUAUAGAUUAUUUUUUGACACAUUACUGCUACCUUCACUCUGUUGUUGAAUCAAUAAAGAAAUACAUUUCCAUUGAA